Messenger RNA from Rhodamnia argentea, 484 nucleotides. Its product is annotated as PHD finger-like domain-containing protein 5A. Gene Ontology annotation, cellular component: U12-type spliceosomal complex; precatalytic spliceosome; catalytic step 2 spliceosome. The record is from RefSeq and is a predicted model, not a curated record. The coding region runs from base 110 to 442 and encodes 110 amino acids. The transcript is spliced from 2 exons. NCBI's taxonomy places the organism in Eukaryota, Viridiplantae, Streptophyta, Magnoliopsida, Myrtales, Myrtaceae. Gene Ontology annotation, biological process: mRNA splicing, via spliceosome.
CGCCUCGCCCGAGGUCCCUCCUGUUGCCUCGCCGCCUCUCUCGCUCACUUUACCUCAAGCUUCCUACCGUCUGUGUUUUGCAGCUAGCUAGAGGAUCGUUGCAGGGAACAUGGCCAAGCAUCAUCCUGAUUUGAUCAUGUGCAGGAAACAGCCGGGAAUUGCCAUUGGACGACUCUGCGAGAAAUGUGAUGGGAAGUGUGUCGUUUGCGAUUCCUACGUCCGGCCAUGCACGCUGGUACGCGUGUGCGACGAGUGCAACUAUGGUUCUUUUCAGGGCCGCUGUGUCAUCUGCGGGGGAGUGGGAAUCUCUGAUGCUUACUACUGCAAAGAGUGCACGCAGCAAGAGAAGGACAGGGAUGGGUGUCCGAAAAUCGUCAAUCUAGGAAGCGCAAAAACCGAUCUCUUCUACGAACGCAAGAAGUAUGGUUUUAAGAAACGGUGAUGGUUCUUGGAUUGAUGUGAACCCGUGAUAUUGUUCAGGUAC